This is a messenger RNA of Clonostachys byssicola, 3918 nucleotides long. The record is from the annotation of a GenBank genome assembly. Lineage: Eukaryota; Fungi; Ascomycota; Sordariomycetes; Hypocreales; Bionectriaceae.
AUGGCGUCCAACGAGAGCUCGAGGGAGCCCGAGAAAGCUGCCGGGGUGGUCAAUGAGGAUCAAAUUCCGAUUAUUCCCCAGAAGCCAGACGACGAAUCUACUCAAGAGAAACAGGGGAAGAAUCCUUUCUUGCGGGUUUUCACUUUCGGUGAUACGAGACUCUAUGUUCUGGAAGCUAUUGCCAUCAUAGCAGCUAUUGGAUCUGGCGUUGCUCUCGCCAUGGUCAAUUUGGUAAUGGGGCAAUUCUUGACGCUGCUUAGCGACUUCAGCUUCUCCGAGGGAGGUUCGAUGCCCAGCAACUUCAUGUCCGCUGUGCAGUCGUCAGCUCUCAAGUUUGUUUAUAUCGGUGUCGCUCGCCUGGUCGCCACAUACAUCUACGCAUCUCUCUUCACCUACGCCGCAUACUUCCUGACGCGCAACCUCCGCCGCAGCUAUCUUCGGGCUGCACUUGGACAAGAUGUUGCCUUCUACGAUAAAGAUGUCUCUGGCUCUAUAUCACAGCAGGCCACUACCAAUGGUAAACUGAUACAAUCCGGUAUCGGAGAGAAGCUUGGCAUCGUCAUCCAGGCACUGUCUACCUUCGUUACGGCAUUUAUCAUUGCAUUUGUCGCACAAUGGAAGCUCACGCUAAUUCUCAUCUUCAUGGUACCGACUAUGCUGAUUGUUAUGGGUGCCGCCGGCGGCAUUGAUGUUAAAAUUGAGACCGGCAUCCUACAGGUUUACGCCCAAGCCAGCAGCUAUGCAGAGAACAUCCUUGGGGGGGUUCGCACGCUCCACGCGUUCAGUCUUCGUCCAAGGGUUAUGGCCAAGUAUGAUUCCUAUCUCCAAGAUGCCUACAGCAGAGGAAUCAAGAAAAACAAGCUUUACGGUAUCGUGUUUGGGGGCCAGUAUUUUGUGAUAUACGCCGGCAUGGGCCUGGCCUUCUGGCAGGGCGUCGCUAUGAUCGACCGUGGCGAGGUUUCUGACCUAGGAACAAAAGCGCUGUUGUUCUAUUUCAACUGGAAAUAUGAAACUGACUACGAUUCUAGUGUCCUAUUCUCUGUCAUCAUGGCUGCCAGUACAGUAAUGCAGGUCAUGCCGAACCUGGUCACCUUUAGUCGUGCAACAACGGCAGCGUCGGAAAUGUUCACUCUCAUUGACAGGACAUCUGAGAUCGACCCCUUUCAAGACUCAGGUUACAAGCCUGAUAAUGUCUGCGGGUCGAUCCGUUUGGAAAAUAUCAACUUUAGCUACCCCACGCGCCCAGAUGUCACAAUUUUGGAAGAUUUUACGCUGGAUAUCCCUGCAGGGAAGGUAACAGCAUUUGUGGGGCCGUCUGGAUCAGGGAAGAGCACGAUUAUAGGUCUGAUCGAGCGGUGGUACAAUCCCUGCGGAGGACUCAUCACUUUGGAUGACAAGAAUAUCAACCAGUUCAACCUCAAAUGGCUGCGGACCAACGUCCGUCUUGUGCAACAGGAACCUAUUCUAUUCAACGAAAGCGUUUUCGAGAAUAUCGCCAAUGGACUCAUUGGCACCCCGUGGGAGGCCGCCUCCGAAGAGGAGAAAAUGCGAUACGUACAAGAAGCUGCAGAACUUGCAUUUGCCCACAAUUUCAUCAAAAGUCUACCGCAAGGAUACCAUACGCGUGUCGGCGAAAGAGGUGGACUGCUAUCAGGCGGACAAAAGCAGCGAAUUGCCAUUGCCCGAAGUAUCAUAUCAAAGCCAAAGAUCCUGCUCCUUGACGAGGCAACUAGCGCACUGGACUCGAAUUCCGAGACUAUUGUGCAGAGGGCCCUUGACAAUGCUUCCAAGAACCGGACGACCAUUGUGAUUGCGCAUAAACUCUCAACAAUUCGCAACGCUGAUAACAUCGUGGUCAUGACCAAGGGCAGGAUCGCAGAACAGGGUAAUCAUGAACACCUUCUCUCUCACAAGGGCGUUUACGCCACUCUUGUCCGCGCUCAGGAUCUUGCACCAACUGUCUUUGAAAAGAGUCAGGAAUCGAGCUCGGAGGACGCAGGCACAACCGAUGAGGUCCCGGAAGAUGAACUUGACAUGCAUCAAGUUCAGACCAACGUCGACACCAAGGCGACGCAUGACCUACAGCUGAUGGCACUCAAGGACCGAGAGGACUACGACCUAUACAAGCAAGCAGGGAUCAUUGUCAAUGUCUGGAAGCUGUUGAGAGGCACGCCCGAAAUAUGGCUUUGGUUUGGCAUCACAAUAGCCACUUGUAUUGGAGGGGCCGCUGUCAACCCUGGACAAGCCCUACUACUAGGCAACGUAAUGAGCGUCUUUACCUCUCCGGAUAUAGUCAGUCGUGGCAACUUCAUAGCCUUGAUGUUCUUCAUCAUGUCACUCGGUGUUCUUAUUGUAUACUUCGUUAUGGGCUGGUGCACGAAUACCAUUGCACAGACUCUUAGUAGAAAGCUGCGGAGCGAAAUAUUGGAGUCGUUCUUGCGACAGGACCUUCGGUUUUUCGACCGUCCUGAGAACACCGUGGGUGCGCUUAUCAGCAAGCUUGAUUCCUACCCGCAGGCAAUCCUAGAAUUGAUGGGAUUCGCCGUCGGUAUCAUCCUGAUGUCUGUCUUCAACGUUCUUGCGUCCAGUGUCCUUGCGAUCGCGGUCUCCUGGAAGUUGGGGCUCGUCGGUGUCUUCGUCGGUCUACCGCCCAUGAUGAUAGGUGGCUAUGCACGUGUGAAGCUCGAAACAACGAUGGAUGACGAGCUUGAUCGGAGAUUAGCUACGAGCGCCUCCGUCGCUUCAGAGGCCGUCCUCGCCAUCCGAACCGUGUCUUCUCUGGCUAUAGAGAACACCAUGUUAAAGAAAUAUGCUGACGAGCUCGACCUCGCAAUUGCACAGACGAGCGGGUCAAUGUUUCAUAUUAUGGCCUGGUUCUCUCUUACGCAGUCCGUCGAGUACUUCAUUCUGGCCUUGGGCUUCUGGUGGGGAUCUAAGCUGAUUGUUGACGGCGAAAUUACAUUCUAUCAGUUUAUCGUAUCUUUCAUGGGUGUUUAUUUCUCUGGCCAAGCCACUGCAUUGGCAUUUAGUUUUGUCAGCAGUAUCACUAAGGCGAACCAAGCGGCCAACUACUACUUCUGGCUUGGCGGUCUGGAUGGAACUAUCCGUGACACGUACGGUAAUCACGACAUAGGACCUGAGAACGGAGAAUACUCCUAUGGCUUCGAAGAUGUGAAGUUCUCAUACCCCCUAGCGCCCGACAAUCGUGUUCUCAAAGGCGUGUCCUUUUCAAUCAACAAAGGAGACUUUGUGGCCUUCGUGGGCCCCUCAGGAUGUGGUAAGAGCACCAUCAUAUCUCUUCUUGAACGCUUCUAUGACCCAACAAGCGGAACCAUAACUGUUGGUUCGUCUGGCCCGUUGUCUUCCAUGAACCCGCUACUCUAUCGAAAGCAAGUGGCCCUCGUCCAACAAGAGCCGACACUGUUUCCCGGAACAAUCCGCGAGAACAUCUCCCAGGGCUUGCCGGGCUUGGGUGUGGCGGAGGUAGCCUCAAAUGACAUGCUUGAAGAGGCGUGCCGAGCAGCCAACUCAUGGGACUUUGUCUCAUCGCUGCCUGAUGGCCUCGACACUCAGUGCGGGACGAGCGGCAGCCAGCUCUCUGGCGGUCAACGGCAGCGCAUUGCCAUCGCUCGGGCCUUGGUUCGAAAGCCCAACGUGAUUCUCCUUGAUGAGGCCACAAGUGCGUUGGACACAGAGUCUGAGAAACUGGUUCAAGGUGCUCUGUCGGAAGCAGCAUCAUCUGGCGACAAAAUCACCAUCGCGGUGGCGCACCGCCUCUCCACGGUCCGAAAUGCUAACUGCAUUUUCGUUUUGUAUGCUGGUAGGAUCGUGGAAGCUGGAACUCACGAUGAGUUAGUUGCAAAGGGGGGUAUGUACGCCAAUAUGUGCGAGGGACAGCAGUUGGAUAGCCAAAUUUGA